Messenger RNA from Anoplopoma fimbria (sablefish), 4382 nucleotides. It is a transcript of the gene ezrb, whose product is annotated as ezrin b. Gene Ontology annotation, biological process: positive regulation of early endosome to late endosome transport; positive regulation of protein localization to early endosome; regulation of organelle assembly. Gene Ontology annotation, molecular function: actin binding; cell adhesion molecule binding. NCBI's taxonomy places the organism in Eukaryota, Metazoa, Chordata, Actinopteri, Perciformes, Anoplopomatidae. The transcript is spliced from 14 exons. The coding region runs from base 261 to 2009 and encodes 582 amino acids. Gene Ontology annotation, cellular component: cytoskeleton; filopodium; plasma membrane. The record is from RefSeq and is a predicted model, not a curated record.
CACGGACCCGCAGUUGUGAACCUGCUCCUCCAGCCUACCGGUGACAGAAGCAACAGGAUCACCGCAGCGGGAUUGAUGAGCGCCAUAUUGCGCCAGUCUGAGACAGAGGAGAGAGGGCAAUCUGCUGCUGUGGGCUUCGGACAGUCGUCUCAUCUCUAACCCUCUUCAGUUCAGGAGGACACACGGAGCACAGGUCUCUUCUUUGGAAACACUUUUUAUUUUAACAGCUCCUCGCACAGAGCAAGGAAAAGAACAGAAAAAUGCCCAAAGCGGUCAAUGUUCGCGUCACCACCAUGGACGCUGAGCUGGAGUUUGCCAUCCAGCCCAGCACCACCGGCAAGCAGCUGUUUGACCAGGUGGUGAAAACCAUCGGCUUACGUGAAGUCUGGUACUUCGGACUUCAGUAUAUGGAUGGCAAAGGUUACUACACUUGGCUAAAACUGGACAAAAAGGUGUCGUCCCAGGACGUGAAGAAGGAGAACCCGCUGCAGUUCAAGUUUCGGGCCAAAUUCUUCCCAGAGGAUGUGUCUGAGGAGCUGAUCCAGGACAUCACCCAGAAGCUUUUCUUCCUGCAGGUGAAGGAGGGAAUCCUGAGCGACGAGGUUUACUGUCCACCAGAGACAGCCGUGCUGCUCGCCUCCUACUCGGUUCAGGCCAAAUUUGGAGACUACACCAAAGAAAUCCACCAGCCUGGAUACCUGCUGUCUGAGCGCCUGCUGCCACACAGAGUCCAGGAGCAGCACAAGUUAUCCAGAGAGCAGUGGGAGGAGAGGAUUCAGGUGUGGCACGAGGAGCACCGUGGGAUGUUGAAGGAGGAUGCUAUGCUGGAGUACCUGAAGAUCGGCCAAGACCUGGAAAUGUACGGAGUUAACUACUUUGACAUCAAGAACAAGAAAGGAACAGAGCUGUGGCUGGGAGUGGACGCCCUCGGACUGAACAUUUAUGAGAAGGACGACAAACUGACCCCAAAGAUUGGCUUCCCCUGGAGUGAGAUCAGAAACAUUUCCUUCAACGAUAAGAAGUUCAUCAUCAAGCCAAUUGACAAAAAAUCUCCGGACUUUGUGUUUUAUGCAGCAAGACUGAGGAUAAAUAAGCGCAUCCUGCAGCUGUGCAUGGGAAACCACGAGCUGUACAUGCGUCGCCGCAAGCCAGACACGAUCGAGGUGCAGCAGAUGAAGGCCCAGGCCCGAGAGGAGAAGCAACAGAAACAGUUGGAGAAGGCCCAGCUGGAGAAAGAGAAGAAGAAGAGAGAGGCCAUCGAGAAAGAGAAGGAGCAGAUGGAGCGAGAGAAGCAGGACCUGAUGAUGAGGCUCUACCAGUUUGAGGAGAAGACCAAGAAGGCAGAGAAAGAUCUGCAUGACCAGCUCCAGAGAGCCACGAUGCUGGAGCAGGAGAGAAGGAGAGCUGAGGAGGAGGCAGCUCGUCUGGAGUCCGAGCGCCAGGCGGCUCUGCUGGCCAAAGAGGAGCUGGCCCGCCAUGCUGAGGACCAGCUGAAGAGUCAGGAGCAGCUGGCUGCAGAGCUGGCAGAGCACACAGCCAAGAUCAGCCUGCUGGAGGAGGCCAAGAGACGCAAGGAGGAGGAGGCCGACUCUUGGGAGCUCAGGGCCAAGGAGGCCCAGAACGAUCUGAUAAAAACCAAGGAGGAGCUGCACAUGGUGAUGACGGCGCCCCCUCCACCUCCACCUCCCCCCAUGUACGAACCCAUGGACGACAACAGCGACAGCGAGGAGAACCUCAGCACACACAGCGCCGACCUGCAGUCUGAAGGAUUCAACGACCACCGCUACGAGGAGGAUCGCCUGACCGAGGCCGAGAAGAACGAGCGCGUCCAGAAACAGCUGAAGGCCCUGACCUCAGAGCUGGCUCAUGCGCGUGAUGAAUCCAAGAACACCCAGAACGACCUCCUUCACAGUGAGAAUGUCCGGGCCGGCCGAGACAAAUACAAGACGCUGCGACAGAUCAGGCAGGGCAACACCAAGCAGAGGAUCGAUGAGUUUGAGGCCUUAUAAAAAAGCCCCAACCCUUUCUGAAUGGUCACUACAUCCCAGCCGUCACAAACGGACACACACACACAAACACGCUUAAACUCAUGUUUAACACACAUCAGUUGCAGACUAAACUGGAGCAGUAUAAGAAUCACUUACAGAGAGAGACACUCCUGUUUUGAGUGUGCCGAGCUUUGCAAAUCCCUCGAAGAAACCUUAGUGCCAAAACCUUUCUCCUCUUAGUGUUUCAGAUCUUAUUUGUGUAUUUGAUUGUGUCAUUUGAUCAAAUUCAGACCAAAUCAUUAUUGUUUUUAUCCAGAGGUGUGAUGAAGUAGUGGGACUAGCCAAAUUUUAUUAUUAUUACAUGAUGUGCACAAAUUAUAUGUAAUCAAAGCUUUUUCUUUUUGAUGUCUUCGUCGUGUAGGAAGAAAAGGACAGUUUGUCGUUUAUAGCGACCACUCAGAAAGGGGGACAACAGUAUAAGCAGGAAAAUGUAUGUCUGGUUUUUGUUUUACAGUGUAUUUGAACACUUCCAUUUAUGUUUAAUAUUGCUAUACAGUAGUUUAAAAUCAUCCCUAGUUUGAUAGUUAUGCUGUAUAUGGGACAUUGAAAAGGGUAUUUCAUCUUGGUUUGUAUAUUUUUGCUAUCUACUAAUGAUAACAUUUAAUAUGUUUUGAAGAUUUUAUAUAUUCACCAAAAUAAUAGCUGUCUUAUGUUUUCCUUUAGAUCACUAAAUUAAAGAGAUUUAACUGUAAAUUAUUAUUAUUUUUUACUUUAGGAAAUAUCCAGCUGCAUGUCAUUAAAUCAGUUAAAGAGAUUGCUAUCCAUCUAGGUACUUUUGAUUAGCUUUUUUAUUUUUUAUUUGCCGUGCAGUUCACAGCAUGCUGAGGGAUGUAUUUAUCCUCAAAGUCGCUGUGUUUACUGGGACACUUAGGUUUGAUAUAUUUUAUUUUCUCUGUGUCAUGUUGCUGCUGGGUGAAAGAUGGGCAUGUGUUGUGUGCUUUUAGCCUUCUAAGUGGCCUUUCUCUCUGGCUGUUCCUCUGCAGGGAUUAAUGCCAGACAGUCGGUUUUCACUUCGUAGCAAAGGUGCUUAGCCACAAAAUAUAUGGAAGCCUUUAGUUCAGGGGUGUCAAACUCAUCCUUGUUCAUGGGCCACAUUAAGCCAAGAUUGAGCUCCAGUGGGCUGGACCAGUGUAACCCUUGCAUAAUAUCCUACAAAUAAGAACAACUCAACAUUUCUCUUUCUUUUAGUGUAAAAAAGUAAAAGUACAUUGUGAAAACGUCCCCCGUUAAUGAUAAAUCUAUUUACAAACCGGCCUGGGAUUUAUUGCUGAUCCCCAGUCUACGACUAAAAACAGACUGCUGUUUCCUCAAACCUGCCAACAGUUCAUAUGUUUUGUAUUUUCACCAUUGUGAAAUAGUUUUGCCAAAUAUAUAUAUAUAUAUAUAUAUAUAUAUAUAUAUAUAUAUAUAUAUAAGUGCAAACCAACACCAAGCACAAUGGCUUCCCAUUUACCUCUAUGUUAUUAGGAACUUUUCCAUUUUUCUUUUAAAACCCGAUACCCUGUGUUCACCUUUUUCCUUUAUGACAAAGACAUUUUUCACCCGGAGGCCUGCUUGAACAGUAAUCGACAUUUGACGGUGUUGUUUCAUGUAUCCACUACGUACAGUAAGCUCGUGGGAUCUAUAAUAGGGUAUCCAGCAUAGGGUCUGCUACUCUCGUUAGGACAGCACAACCGCGGUCGACAAAUAGGAAUAGUAUUGCAUUUUAUGAUAAGUGUGAAAAUUACAGAGAAGUAAUUUAUUUGAAUUUUUAAAGUCAUCCUGUGGGCCAGAUUGGACCCUUUGGCAGGCUAAUUCUGGUCCCCAUGCCGUAUGUUUGACACCCCUGCUUUAGUUCUUUUAUUGUUACACCUAAUGGGGGGUUUAAGGGUGAACAUUGCAAAGAGCUUUCAUUUUGCAGCUCGUUCACGAUGCACUGACCCUUACAUUACCACACCAACACUCUCCUCUCUGUGGACAUGGACUAGAGUAGCAUCUACUGAACAUGUAAUGGAAACACUCAGCUCUGCUGGCCUUUGUAUAUGAACAGGGUUUUAUAAUGAGGUGUUCAACAUAUUGGCAAUAAAGAAAAAUCUAUGAUUAUACAUCAGUGUGUUUUUACUUUCUACUCUGUAUGACCAAGACACCGUUGUCCAGGUACUUGUUUUGAGUUUUGGGCUUUUUUGACCUCAUUUUUUUUUAUACUUGCUCAACACGCCUUUUUUCGAUAAACUAUUCUAUGACUUUUAGAAGAUAUAUUUUAGACUUGCUAUACUAUGACUUUUACUUUUACUUUUUUUCAAUGUACUAUACAAUGGCAUUUUCAUUACUUUUUCGACACAGUAUACCAUGACU